AAACAGUACUGUUUUCGGUAUCUAGUCAUACCGCCUUAUGACAGGUUCUUCUUUGCGAAGGUAGAAUAAUUGUUGGAAGAAGAAAUAGAAGUUCUAUCGACACUUCACGUAAACAUCUCGCACGUUGUGGAAGAUGUCACUUCGACCAAGACGUGUAGAUUUUGACACUACCUGGUCAACACUGCUGGAGACAGUGAAAGGAGUAAUAACAUGUGGAAGUGUUGCCAGAUCAACUUGGAAUGACAGAUUCUCAGAUGUGUAUGCCCUUUGUGUAGCCUGCCCGGAGCCUCUGGGAGAUCGUCUCUACCAGGAAACCAAGGCAUUCUUGGAAAAGCAUGUGGACACUUUACACAAGAGAGUUGUUGAUUGCAAUGAAGAGAAUCUACUGACAGCUUACCAGAAGCACUGGGAGCAAUACAGCAAGGGAUCUGCCUACCUUAACCAGCUAUAUGGGUAUCUUAAUUCCACAUUUAUCAAGAAGCAGAAGUACAGCGAUGCUGACAUUAACUAUGGAGGCUAUGCCAUUGAGCUCACAGACCAAAUGAUGGAAGUUGGAGAGCUGGCGCUGGAUACGUGGAAGAAGUUCAUGAUAGAGCCCCUCAAGGAUCAGACGAUCUCACUCAUCCUGUCUGACGUGCACAAAGACCGUAACAACAGUUGCGUGAAUCAGACAGUGCUCCAUGGCGUUAUCAACUCGUUUGUGGAGGUUGAGGAGUACAAGAAGAAGCACUCCCUUCAGUUGUACGAGGAGGUGUUUGAGCAGCAGUUCAUCAGCCAGACCGGGGCAUUCUACAGACACGAGGCCGCCAAACUCAAGGAUGAGUGCACCUGCUCCGAAUAUAUGGACAAAGUGAUAAAGAAGCUCCAAGAAGAGGAUUUCCGAAGUCGCAAGUUUCUGCACCCGAGCUCCUACAACAAGGUGACCCACGAGUGCCAGGAGAGAAUGGUGGGCGACCACUUGUUUUUCCUGCACGGGGAAUGUCACGAUAUGGUGAAGACAGAGCUGCUGCAAGAUUUGGAGAACAUGUACACGCUUUUGAAGCCAAUACACAAUGGACUGCAACACUUGGUGUCGGAAGUGGAGAGUCAUAUCAAGGCAAUGGGACUGGAUGCUGUGAAACGACUUAAGGGAGAUAAUGUUCCCAACCAGUUUGUAGAGGGUAUGCUGCAAGUACACAGUAAAUACACAGAGUUGAUACGGAGAGUGUUCAAGAAUGACCAGCUCUUUGUUGGCGCUUUAGAUAAGGCCUGUGCCACUGCCAUAAAUUACAAAAGCAAUCAAAAAAUGCCUUGCCGAUCACCAGAACUUCUGGCGAAAUACUGUGAUAACCUUCUGAAGAAAAGUUCCAAGGGUACUUCAGAGUCGGAACUAGAUGAGAAACUGGCCAGCUGUAUCACUGUGUUCAAGUACCUGGAUGACAAAGAUGUCUAUCAGAGGCACUAUUCCCGACUGCUGGCUAAGAGACUGAUACAUGGACAGACGGCCUCUAUGGAUGCAGAGGAGCUGAUGAUCAACAAACUGAAGCAAGCCUGUGGGUACGAGUUCACCAACAAGCUCCACAGGAUGUUCACAGACAUGAGCGUGAGCAGUGGACUGCAGGAUGAGUUCCAUACGGCGCUAAAGAAGGCCAACACGGAUCUCGGGCUCAACUUCUCCAUCCUUGUACUGCAGGCAGGAGCAUGGCCUCUGGGUCAGAGCAACCUUCCAACAUUCGCAAUACCUCAGGAACUAGAGCUCAGUGUAAAAGAGUUUGAUCAAUUUUAUAAUCGCAAGUAUAAUGGUCGCAAAUUAACCUGGAUGCACGGAUUAUGUACAGCCGAGCUAAAAUUGAAUUACCUUAAGAAGACCUACCUAGUGACAAUGGGCAGUUUUCAAAUGGCGGUGCUGCUGUUGUUCAACUCGUCUCUGAGACUGUCUCACUCGGAGAUCAGGGACCACACCCAUCUGGGGGACAAGGAGCUGGUCAAACAGCUGCAGUCAUUGGUGGAGGCAAAACUGCUCAACACAGAGGGUGAUCCCAGUGAACAGUCCACAUUUGAGCUGAAUAUGAGCUAUGUCAACAAGAGAACAAAGUUCAAGAUCACAGCUGCUGUACAGAAGGAGUCUGUGCAGGAGAUGGAGCAGACGAGGAGUGCGGUGGAUGAGGACAGGAAGAUGUACAUCCAGGCAGCCAUUGUGAGGAUCAUGAAGGCGCGCAAGCUACUCAAACACAACCUUCUCAUUCAGGAGGUUAUAAGUCAAGCUAAAUCCAGAUUUGGACCCAACAUAGCAAUGAUAAAGAAGUGCAUUGAAGCCCUUAUAGACAAACAGUACCUUGAACGGACUCAAAACUCAACAGACGAGUACAGCUAUGUAGCGUAACAAUGCAGCUGGGAUUUUAGGCGAUACGUUUAACACUUACCCUCAGUGUUUGUAAACUAAGUUCUGUUUCUGGCCGGUAAUCAGCAACCCAUUUUAGACUUAAGAAUAAAUAAUCAUCUUUGACUCAUUAAAAAUACAUCCGAGUUUGCAUAUAUACUGGCUAAAAAUGGUGCUUUUAUCAAUGACAGAUUGUUCUUAACAGACAAUUUAUAUAAUUAUAGGUGUUAUCAGCCAUGCUAGACUUGACUUUAAAGUAAUUUUAGUUCAUGGCAGUUUUAAGCAUAGUAUUUAUCUUGAGACUAAGUUCUACAAAUUGGUGAGUACGGGCUCAGGUACAUUAAAAAUGUGCAACUGAUUCAGAUUGGUUUGCCUUGCCUUCCCUCUGUGAUAUGAAUUUCAUGCAACAAAUAGCUGUUCAAUAGAAACAUAAUUAUAUAAGCCUUACUAUUGAAUAAAAGUAAAACAUGGCAAUAAGUCAUGUCGGAUAUCAUAUUGCCAAAGAUUUGCACAUAAAUACACAUGUAUUGAGAUCUAUAGCUUGCAGAGAGAGGACGUGCAAUAUCAACUGCAAACUGUCUUGUCUUGGUAAAGACAGUGUAGCAAUACUAUAUGCUUGUUUUUGCCUGAUGAAUACAGCAGCAUUUUGGGAAAACCUGGGUUAAUGCAUGUGUGUAAAGUGUAGUCCAAGAUUAGCCUGUUAGGUCUGCACAGGCUUAUCAGGGACAACAAUUUCUGCCUACAUUGCAUUGUAUUUUAGAAGAGACCUCCUUUAACCCUUUGCAUGCUGGGAAAUUUGUCGUCUGCUAAAAUGUUGUUUGCAGAAUUUCUAAAAUUAGCAUUUUCUUCGAUUUUUUUUCCAAAAAAUACUAUCACAAUAGCAAACAGUUUGGAUCCUGAUGAGACGCCACGUUCUGUGGCAUCUCAUCUGGAUCCAAACUGUUUGCAAAGGCCUUCUAAAUUCGGUUCCCGCACUGAAAGGGUUAAACAAAAUCUGGGACGACACUCUGUGCACAUGCAUUAAGUCCAGUUUUUUAGAACGCUGUUUAAAAGAGGAUAUUCCUCUUAUGAUGUCAAACUUAAAUGACCGACAGUUCCACUCCAGACCUUCAAUGAUUCUUGCUAUAUUCACCCAUAAUUCUUACCUUUGUUUCUGAAAUUUCUGACAUUGUGUAUGUUAUGAUUUUAAGAUCAAUGUUUAAAAUUAAUCCCUAUAAAAUGGAUCAUGCUAUCAAAUUAUGGUUUGUUAAAAUAAAUCAUGCAUACUACCGGUAUUUGAGUUUUGGAAAUUGUAUUUUAAGUUCUUACACAAAAAACGUACAUUUUCAUGCUCACAUUGGAAGCAUAAAGCCUUGCAAGUACAUGUACAUUCAUAAGCUGGUGUCUCGAAUUCCUCUAUAUUACUGGGUGGAUCGAACUCAAACUUUCAGUUGGAUGAUCAUAAUUAUGCCCCCAAUUUGAAGAAGAGGGGCAAUAAUGUUUUGCUGGAUGUUGGUCAGUCAGUCGGUAGACCAGUUCAUGUCCCACCAAUAACUUGUCAAGGAAUUAAUCGUUUGGCUUGAUACUCCACAUGUGCAUCGGCCUUGGACAGUUGAUGACCCCUAUUUAAAUUGGGAUCAAAAGGUCAAAGUCACUGUCACAAUAAGUGUGAAAAUGGUUUCCGAUCAAUAACUUAUCAGCAAAUUGACCAAUUGGCUUGAUACUUCCCAUGUGCAUAAACCUUGGACUGUAGAUAACACCUAUUAAAAUUGUGGUCACUAGGUAAAGGGUUAAGGUCACAAUUAGUGUGAAAAUCGUUUCCGAUCAAUAACUCAUCAACAAAUUGACUGAUUGGCUUGAUACUUCCCAUGUGCAUAAGCCUUGGACAGUAGAUUACCUCUAUUGAACUUGGGGUCAUUAGGUCAAAGGUCAAGGUCACUGUGACAUAAAGCCUUAAAUUGAUUUCCAUUCGAUAUGUCAUCAAAGGAUUGAGUGAUUAUCAAGGCCCUAUUUUGAGGGGCAUCUGUCUCUGACAGCGGAGCUCUUGAGUAUAAUUUAUUUGUAAAGACAAGAAUUUGUUGUUUUUUGGCAGAAUUGUGACCCUUUGUGUGUUUUUUCCAUUACCUGUGUAUAACAUAUUAUUGUCUGAAGCUUAUGUUUUCAACUCCUCAUUUACUCAUUGUUAGAUCUGUUACAGUUUAAAAGCCUUAAUUUGUAGAUUAUCGUAAAGAAUGGAAGUUUGUUUCAAAUGUUUUGUUUUGCAAAAUGAUGGCCUUUUGUAAAAAAAAUUCAUAGUGACUAUAGAAUAUAUAGUCCCCAAUGUUGUACACUGCCAAUAAUGUGUUAAAAAAAUAUCCCAAGGAGGGAAACUGGCUUACCAGGGAAACUAUAUAUGAAUUAUUUCUUUCAUUAGAAUCCUCUUGUGAUAUCAAUUGCAUUGUGUAUUUUGCUAUAUUGUACUUGUCAAAAGAAAUAAAUAUGUUUAAACAAAUGUUGUGUAUUUAACUAUUCUUUAAGUACUGGGUCUAUCUCGUUGAAAUGUUCACAGUUGAUCGACCUUAAUUUGUAAGCUAUUUAAUAAAGAAAUUUUGUUGAAAAAGAGUUUUGCCAUAAGACCGGUUCUUUGUCUGAUUUUUCACUAUAGAAUAAAAAGUCACACAGUUUUGUUUUUUAGCUCCUCUUUAACUACUGGUUGAAUCAUCCUCAAACUUUUACAAUGGAAUGAACUCGUUGUAUAGAUGAUUAUAAAGAAAGGAUCAGUGACUGCGACCAGAUUUUGCUGUAUUAAGGCUCUUUGUCUUUUUGUAAUAUGUAGAAUAUUAAGUGGAUAUAUCUAAGUCCGAACAUGUUUUAUGGGGAAAUCAGUGUCUGUAACACAUGUCUUGUUGUGUAUAAUUUUUGUAUUAAUUAUAAUUAUGCCACACAGAGGUAAAUUGUUAGUGCACCAACUGAUAUGGCUCCAAUGUGCUGAUUGUCAUGUAUAUAUACUUGUUGCGUAUGUUAAAUUGUCAUGACAUGAAAAUGCAUAUUGAAUUAAAAAGAUGUGAGAAAAUCUA
Molecule: messenger RNA, 5394 nt
Organism: Dreissena polymorpha
Lineage: Eukaryota; Metazoa; Mollusca; Bivalvia; Myida; Dreissenidae
Product: cullin-2-like
Exons: 21
Coding region: 134-2362 (742 amino acids)
Biological process (GO): SCF-dependent proteasomal ubiquitin-dependent protein catabolic process; protein ubiquitination
Cellular component (GO): SCF ubiquitin ligase complex; Cul2-RING ubiquitin ligase complex
Molecular function (GO): ubiquitin protein ligase binding
Source: RefSeq, a predicted model, not a curated record